Molecule: messenger RNA, 2152 nt
Organism: Porites evermanni
Lineage: Eukaryota; Metazoa; Cnidaria; Anthozoa; Scleractinia; Poritidae
Source: the annotation of a GenBank genome assembly
AUGUCUAGAUUUGCUGGCUCAGCAAUUGCACCGGGACCACUUGUUGGCCGAAUCGAUCGGUGGUCAGAGUGGAGACCGACAAUUGAGGAACCACUUUGGCUCCUCCUCUCAGGUGCUACAGAUCCGCCAGAAGAAAUUGGAAUUUCUGAGAGAAGAACUCGAGAUGUACAAGGAGAUAGGAAUGGCGCAUUUAUUGCCGGUGUGACUCGUGAUUUAGUCAACACGGAAGACGUGGUCGGAACAAAGUUGUUCAACACUGUUAAAGAUUUAUAUUUAACCAAAGACGCAGCUCUCCAACAAAUUAGCAGGUUUUUUGAAAAGUGCAAGCUUAAAGAGGCCAAACCCAUGCUGUACUAUACUGGGCAUGGCGAGAUUGGUACUGGCAACUGGUGCUUUGAAGAUGGAACAAUCAGUAUCCAAGAAAUUUUUGACAUGUUGCCUGGAGGCUUGUAUUACCCAAUGAUCUUUAGUGAUGCCUGUUGCAGUGGCCACUGGGCAAAUUUUUGUCUCAGAAAAGGAAUUGUCGGUUUCCAUUGCCUGGCAGCAUGUCCAGAGUAUUCAACUGCUAUUGAUACAAAAGGUAUGAAAAUGACUAGAAUACAGUUGCUGAUAAGCCCCGUAACUUUUUUUUUGGAGUUGACUGGAUAGAACCACUCACAACCAGCGCUAAAAUCCAAGGUAUAUGUUUGGUCAUAAGCUAUACUGAAGCAUUGGAAAUUUAAAAGUUAGCUUUUUUUUCAUUAUUUUUUUUGUGAUUGUUCUUAUUAUAAUUAAUAAUUAAUAAUAAUAUAUAUUGUGCCAAAUUUUGCUAUAAAAAUUGGCCACGAAUUUGUCCAGUACAGAUUAACAACGGAUUUACAGUUUCCCUGUAUGAAGCUGAUAGGAAGACUUUUUUUUCGGUCCCUCAUUCUGAAAUUGCUUAGUACUUCCUUUGUUUCGGCUGGUUUUGUUAUAAUUUACCGUAUUUUUGUUGCUUUAUCGUUACCAUGAUUACCUUUUUUUUUUCUUUUUGCUGCGUCUUUAAUUUUUUUGUUUUAAUGCAGUCCAAAUGGUGUGUAGGAUAUAUUUUUUCAAAUGUUGUUUGUUGAAUUCUUUCUUUAUGUCUUGUCAUUGGUGUACAUUUUUGUUAAAUUUGAUGAUGAUUUGGUUUUGCUACCUGAGUUUAAUUAUAAUAAGCAGAGUGUUGACUCCCACAUUGACCGAGAGAAACAGUUUUAUUGAUAACCAACUCCUUCAUUCAGUAGACUGUAAACAUCUCGUAAUUUUGAUUUAUUUGAAAUUAUUUGCAGGCAAAGGUGGGGAUUUAACUCUGUUCAUGACUGGACAAAUACCACGCCCUCGUACCGAACCAAUGUACAGUGGAGGAAAUAGAUGGGAGUUCAACAUUACUGGAGGUCAAACAGUUGAUUACACAAAUUUUAUCGCUGGCUAUAUCCAAAAUACUGAAAAACUCGUGAUAUCCCAGUGUAUGGAUGGUGGCAAGUUCUGUGGAAUUUUCGCGACAUCAAAACUGUACAGCCGAUGCCUUUCACAAUCUUGGGGGAUUAGAGAAAAUUUGGAUUCUUUUUAUGCGUUUGUCGAAGAAAAGUGGAAAUGGGUUGAUGGGAAGUCAGAAAACAUAUUUUCCCUCGCAUGUGACGAGACGCUUGGUUUCGGGGUAUUCUUAAUGGAAGGCUAUGGCACGAAUCAAGCCAUUUUAACAGGUACAGACGAUAUAGGUGAAAAGUGGGAUAAUGGUCUUAUGAUAACGGCAUGUGUUGCUCGUGAUUCAACAUUUUACAUCAUCAUGACUGAGGACACUAAGGAAUACCAUGGAAAAGGGCAGAAGUGGUUUACUAGUAAUACGUGGAAAGAUGCGAGUGAUGAAAUACAGGAGGGAUACCGAGAUGGAUAUGCUAUCACAGGCAUAUGUUACUCAACUGGGCUGAAGCAGUAUUUUGUUGCGAUGACAGAAACACCAGAGAGGCAGGACUACAAGUGGUUUAACGUGACUGAGGAAGACUCUCAACCUUGGCUUGAUCAGAAGUACCUAGAAGAUUUACAUCCAACGAUCAUCUUCAAAGAUCCAACUGACGCCACAAUUUUAAUCGUGACGACUGAGGAUGAAAAUAUAUCAGACUAUGAAUAUACGUAUAAUAAUGAGCUGAGAUAG